Molecule: messenger RNA, 1975 nt
Organism: Dermacentor albipictus
Lineage: Eukaryota; Metazoa; Arthropoda; Arachnida; Ixodida; Ixodidae
Cellular component (GO): chitin-based extracellular matrix
Molecular function (GO): structural constituent of chitin-based larval cuticle
Source: RefSeq, a predicted model, not a curated record
CUCUUCGCGGGCGAAGAAAGGGUGAACGAGAAGGAAGGAAGCCACCUCAAGUUCACGAGGUCGAUCUCGCUGGCAAGGUGAAGGAACGGUCGCAAGGUCGUAUCCGAACUUUGGUCCUUCUUGUUUUGUGCUAGGCCCCCCUCUGUGCUUUCCACGUGGGAGGAUGAUGAUGCGCUGUGAAGCGUGCAUAGAAGCGAGCUUCGUCCGGCGGCAGCGGCUGAAGCUGGCAAGGGACGUGAACUAGGGCAUCCAACCCCUCUCCGUAUAAAAACUGCUGGGCCGGCCGGCGAGAAAGUGAAAGAAAUAUCAGUGGGGUAACCGGGAAGAGAGCAAAUCGCAUCCUCUGCAGCUUCUUCGCACAGCGCAAGCCUCGACUUCGGCACGCCUGGCGCAUCCGACGGGCCCGACCCGACCUUCUUCGGAGUCGACACCUGUGCGGGACCUUCCUGCCUGCCUGCCUGCCUUUUGGCAACUGGAGGCGGCGUUUUCCGUCGUGGAGAUAAUAGGCCCUCGUUGCUCUUUCGCCGAAGCGAAAUCACCAUGAUUGUUCAGAUGUUGCUGGCCACCUUGUUGCUGUGCGCUCAUGGAACACGGGCACUGAGGCCAUACGAGCCGCUGGACGAGGACUCUAAUUCGGGCAUCCCAACAGUACACGCCGCUCCGGCCUUCGGUGAUGGCGAUACACCGCAGGACGAUGUGCCUACGCAAGAAGACGACGUGAUGGAAGAUGAAAAAACACCACUCACGUGGCAGCAGGCGUACCAUUUCUCGUACCAGAUCAGGGACGCGAAGGGCAACACGCAACAUCAUAGCGAGCAGAGCGACGUAAGGAACAACCGCCGGGGCUCCUACGGCUACAGGGACGCGAAUGGUGUCUACCGGCACGUAACAUACGUGGCCGACAGGAAAGGCUUCAGGGCGUGGAUCAAAACCAACGAACCCGGCACCAGCAACCAGUCACCCGCUAACGUCCACAUUACUGCCGAGAAGCCACAUCCGAAGGUCGUCGACCAAGCCGCCACCCCUCCGGCCAAACCGAAAGUCGACGUAGAUCCCACAGACGUGUUCUCUGCUCGGCCAGCGGUCUCAGCCGUCCCUGCGUUUACUCACCCGGAAAUGGUUCCCGUCCACCCAGGCCACACGGCGGGUGUAGUGCCUGCACCUGCCGUAUCUGCCACACCAGCUUUCCAGGUAUCGGCUGACGGGUACGAACUUUCCAGGCCCGUGGCUCCGAUACCAGCCAUCGACAUAGCCACUGGCGUCUACCCUACCUACGACUCGAAAAGGUUGUCUGGAGCUGGUUAUGUUCCCACGGACGACGGUACCCAUAGUGCGCUUCCCGUUCAGGAUUAUCAGAGGGUUCCCGAGGGAGGCGUUGCCGACUUCGAGUACUACCCAGAGCCGCAGAGGGUUCAACAUUACGCCGGCGCAGACGGAACACAGGGCUACGUGUACGAUCCGCAGUCCUCAUAUUCAAAGCAGGCUAUCCCUAACGCUGUCCCUGUUUACAAGUCCGUUCGCCAGUUUCCUACGCUGACCUCUUCUUCGGAGAAGAGGACCGACGAGUCAGACCAAAUCACCCAGAAGUAUGGGAUUCCCGUGGGCGUCACGUACGUUAACCCGCAGGACGUGCACCGCCCCUUCGAGCGACCACAGUCGUAUGACAUCGCCCCGACCGGCGUGGCGGCUAGAUACAAGAAGUACCUCGACUGGAACCGGCAGGGCAAGCUCCGCGACUGAGUGUCUGUCGAGCGUGGUCGCCGGCGACGUCGCUUGUAAAUAUUCAUGGCCUGGUGCGUGGUCCUGUCUGUGGGUUGUUUCUCGAUCGUUAUUCUUUGCAUGCGUGGGAUUUUUUUUUUAUGGCGCGCUUUGUGCUGGUACAACAAAGCUUGUCUGAGUCUGUGUGCCAUUGUGUUGUGAUUGGACUCAUCGGUAACAAUCGGCGUGAAAAGUUUGCUCAAAUGAGGCAGCGAUG